AUAACCAUUUCUCCGUUCAAAAUGGCUUCGGAUAAUAUAACUGAAGAAAUUUCCAGAAAACCCCCUGAAGAGCUGGAAAAUUUUCAACAUCAUCCCUUCCUUUCCAGACCCUAAAGCCUCUGGACCUCCAUUUCUGAAAACCCUAGAAAACCCGAUCAUGGCGACCGCCAUCUGCAAUCCAACGGUGCCCCUUCGAUUCUCUUCCCCACCCGCCGCUACAACCGCCCUCGCCAUGAAUUUGCGGGCUCCCUCGAGGAAUCUCGUUUUCCGGCAGCAGACUCGUCGAAAAACCAGGUUCCGGUUGUCGCCGGAGACCGGCUGUGGAUUCCCCGUCCGGAAGUUGGCGGUGAGCUGCCAGGUCGUGGUGAUUACCGAGAACGAGUUCUCGGAGCAGGUUUUGAAGUCGGAGUCCCCUGUUCUUGUUGAGUUCAUUGCCAAUUGGUGCGGGCCGUGUCGGUUGAUUGCACCUAUAGUCGACUGGGCUUCUCAGGAAUACAAAGACAGGUUAAAGGUUGUGAAGAUUGAUCAUGAUUCGAAUCCUAAACUGAUCGAAGAGUACAAAGUCUAUGGCUUGCCAGCCCUAAUUCUUUUCAAGAAUGGCAAGGAGGUCCCGGAAAGCCGAAGAGAAGGUGCGAUGACAAAGGUAAAGCUGAAAGAAUAUCUGGAUGCUCUGUUGGAAUCCGUAGCUGCUGCAUAAAUUUCCUUCUUCCCAGCGACGAUCAUAUGAUCUCAUUGUUUAGAAAUGUAAGGGGAUAGGUGCAGCGAUGGAUUCUGAUGUAUGGACCAGUAUCUCUUCUUGUAUCUGUGAUGUCUUUUCUUUGGUAAACUCCGUCAUGAGAUUUGUAACGCUGUUUCUCAAUAGCUUGUUCUGGAAAAAGAUGCAACCAGUUGAAGCUUUCAUGAGAGUAGAUGUAAUAAACUCUUGAAAUUAGUGGUCUUAAAAGGAUCAUUUUCGGCUUGUGAUUCUUUCAAUGCAGUUCACAUCCAAAGUGCUGUAUGGUAAACAAUGAAAAAAUGGAUUUUUAUUUUA
Magnolia sinica is the source of this 1030-nucleotide messenger RNA. Its product is annotated as thioredoxin X, chloroplastic-like. Gene Ontology annotation, molecular function: protein-disulfide reductase activity; oxidoreductase activity, acting on a sulfur group of donors, disulfide as acceptor. NCBI's taxonomy places the organism in Eukaryota, Viridiplantae, Streptophyta, Magnoliopsida, Magnoliales, Magnoliaceae. The record is from RefSeq and is a predicted model, not a curated record. The transcript has 2 exons. Bases 158 to 697 code for a protein of 179 amino acids. Gene Ontology annotation, cellular component: cytoplasm.